CUGAAAUUUGAUUUUAAACCUUAUAUUGCUCUUACAAAGUACGAGAAAAUGAAGAAACAGAAUACAGCAGCCACUGGUUUUCCAGAACCCACUGCUCGAAUAACACGAGCUCAGGCUGCAGCUUAUCAGGCAGCUGGUGGAACACUUCCCAUACAUCCAUCUGUGAAACAUAACGAGAAACGGGUUCUGCGAGAAACUUCAAAAAUAGCAGUCUUGGAUGAGAAUAGUUCCUCAGCUCCAGUUGAUGCAGGUCUUCGACAUAAAAGGAGGGCAGUGCUAAAGGAUUCAACCAAUCUGUGCUGUGAAGAUUUAUAUACCAAUUGCAUUAAUGCUUCAAAGCUUCAGACCAAAAACUCCAAGAAAGCUAAAAGAGGUCAUGUGAAGGAGUCCAAGGUGGCACCUACCAAUCCUGUAGGAGUUCCAGAGGUUCAAGAGGAUGUAAAUUCAAUGAAUGCUGAAAAAAUAGAGAAGUCAGAGAAGCUUGAACCACAACAAGUUGCAUGCUCAAUGGAAGGAAAAAGCCGUUUUCCAAUCCAAAUAAGUAUGGAAAGUAUGAAGAUACAAUCAGUUGGUUGUGAUCCUCAGGCCAAGAUACAGAUUUAUAGAAAGCCUUCUCAAUUCUUAAUUCCUUUAAAGAAAGAUAAGUCUAAUCUUUGUGAGAAUUUGGGAGUUUCAAGUGGUUUAGACAUUUCAGAUAUUGAUUCUGAUGACAAAGAUCCGCAAAUGUGCUGUCUCUAUGCAACUGAUAUCUAUAACAAUUUACGUGCCGCAGAGAUUGUUCGAAGACCUAGCUAUAAUUUUAUGGAAACACUACAGCAAGAUAUCACACAGGGCAUGCGAGGGAUCCUCGUUGAUUGGCUUGUGGAGGUUACUGAGGAGUAUAAGCUGGUUCCAGAUACACUUUACCUUACAGUGUAUUUCAUUGAUCGGUUUCUUUCUUCAAACUACAUGGAAAGACGAAGACUUCAACUGCUUGGCAUUACGUGCAUGCUAAUUGCCUCGAAAUAUGAAGAAAUUUGUGCACCCUGUGUGGAGGAGUUUUGCUUCAUCACUGAUAACACAUACACAAAAGGAGAGGUUCUGGAAAUGGAAGUUCAGGUACUAAAUUAUUUAGGUUUUCAGCUUUCAGCACCUACUGCAAAAACAUUUCUCAGGAGAUUCCUCCGAGCAGCACAAGCUUCUUACAAGGUUCCUAGCCUUGAAUUGGAGUUUUUGGCCAACUAUCUAGCAGAACUCACUCUCAUUGAUUACACAUUCCUGAAAUUCCUUCCUUCCUUAGUUGCUGCAUCUGCAGUAUUCCUUGCUAGAUGGACACUAGAUCAGUCAUGCCAUCCAUGGAAUCCAACUCUGGAGCAUUACACCACCUACAAGGCAUCUGAUCUUAAACUUACAGUUCUUUCACUACAAGAUCUGCAAAUGAAUGCUAAUAGUUGUCCUCUGAAUGCUAUACGUCAAAAAUAUAAGCAACAUCAGCUCAAGUGCGUCGCAACUUUGACAUCCCCAAAACCAAAUCAAAUGCUCUUCCAAACAUGAUAGUGCUAAUUCCUUGCUUCUCUUUGCUGUUAACUUAUGGUUAUCAGCUGGAAGACUUAAAAGAUAUUGGUAUAUCUCUAAGUGAAUCCAAUUUUUAGAUCUCCUCUAUCUAACUCUGUUCUUUAUUUUCUCUGCUUAUUGUUGUUGUAGCCUGCCCUUGUAACUUGGAAAUUUUGGGAGCACUGAACAC
This is a messenger RNA of Telopea speciosissima, 1723 nucleotides long. Its product is annotated as cyclin-A2-4-like. Bases 49 to 1533 code for a protein of 494 amino acids. Gene Ontology annotation, biological process: mitotic cell cycle phase transition; regulation of cyclin-dependent protein serine/threonine kinase activity. The record is from RefSeq and is a predicted model, not a curated record. The transcript has 11 exons. NCBI's taxonomy places the organism in Eukaryota, Viridiplantae, Streptophyta, Magnoliopsida, Proteales, Proteaceae. Gene Ontology annotation, cellular component: cytoplasm; nucleus; cyclin-dependent protein kinase holoenzyme complex. Gene Ontology annotation, molecular function: cyclin-dependent protein serine/threonine kinase regulator activity.